UUAUUUGCGGAAAUUGCGGAAUCGUCUAGUUUCAGGACAAAAAUAAUUAUAUGAAUUAUUUCAUUGACCAAUCCACCGUUAAAUUUAAGCUUUGAGCUUUAUUCAGAUUGAAUAAAGUAGUUUUUAAUUAGCAGUUCUGACGGUCGCUUAACUGAUGGAGAGAUAUAAAACAUACAGUGGUUUUGUAAUACGAUUAGGUUUAUAAGUUUGAGUAAGUUUUUAUGGGAUAUCGCUGUUAAGGUUGCCGCUAACUUGAUUUUAAUUUAUGAAUAGUGUUGUUCAGUCAUUGUUAUAAGAGUUCAAAAUGUCCAAUCAUCGUAAUAAAUACGAAAAAGCAAGAAGACGUCUCGCCGCUGUGACUUUUCUGUCCAACAUAUCUCUGGAUGGGACUUUCAAGGAUACGGAAUUAUGUCACGUCGUUAAGAAGAGCGAGAAAUCGGACACCAAGGCCGUUGAGCUGGUAAAUGGGGUGGAGAAGGAUAAAGGGCACGAGAGUGUCCGCCGCAAAGCGCCACAGAGCCCUGCGCACCGCGUCAUCGACAACCAUUCCGUGAGCUCGGACUCCGACCCCAACACAAGCAUCACUCCAGUCAAAGCUGUUACCAAUCAUGUGUUUAGAGAAAGAUGUUCAUCUGGGAAUCAAGAGUCAUUCAAAGAGAAACUUGCAGGGGCCUGGACCAAGAAAGUACACCUAUCAUCACUUACUGGCAUAAAUAUUGAUGAUAAGAGCAGUUCAGAAAGCUUGAAUUUUGGUCGCUUCCGCACAAGCAGUACAUGCAUCCCUGAAAACCAGGUUCACUCAAAGGAGUUGCGAUGCAUUCGUCCCUUAACCAAGGGAGUUUCGUUUAGAAAUGAAAGGCUGGCAUUUGCACCUGGUUUAGGUGUGCCAUGUGUUGUAUUCAGUACUAUACCAUAUUCAAAAACUGUCCGGAAUCCUCGUUCGGACCACAGAAAAGAUGGCGGCCGCCGUCGCAACACUUCCGCUUCCGCAAGACCACUCUCAGCGAUUACUGACAAUGGUGUUGAUCCUUUCGAUCUCCUUGGAUUGGAAAAAGAGGAAAACGGCCAAGAUAUCUCCUAUUCAAAACUGCUUGUACCAUCCAGAGUGUGUACCAGAGAACAAUACCGAAAGAUGUAUGAAGGUGACUUUAGUGACAAAGCUAAUUGGAAAAUUAUUAAUCGCCAUCCUCAUGUUAUAGCCAGAACUAAGUUAUUGACGAGGCACAAGGAUAAAAAAUGGUGCUUCUCCUACGAGUCGUCGCAGAGGCCCCAAAUGGCCGCGUCGCCGCCUUUGAGUACAGUUGAUAACAAAACAUUCGAUUGGGAGGAAGCAUCAUUACUGACGCCAAAAUAUGUGCAGUAUUGUCCUAACGUCCUAGACGACCCCGAGCUGAUCGCCGGCAAGCACAGGACGCUGCUUACGUUCACUUCCUACAUGACCUCUAUCAUCGACUAUGUCCGUCCACAAGACUUGAAGAAGGAACUCAAUGAUAAAUUCAGAGAGAAAUUCCCCCACCUAAAACUAACUCUUAGCAAAUUGAGAAGCAUUAAAAAGGAGAUGCGCAAGAUAGCGAAACAUGACAGUGGCGGCAUCGACUUAUUACCCGUCGCUCAAGCAUACGUCUACUUUGAAAAAUUGAUUCUGGCGAAUCUCAUUACGAAAGAUAAUAGAAAGUUAUGUGCUGGCGCCUGCUUGUUGCUGUCUGCUAAACUAAAUGACGUCAAAGGAGAAACAUUGAAGGCUUUAAUUGAGCGCAUCGAAACGACCUUCAGAGUGAACAGAAAGGACUUGAUGAAAUUCGAGUUCGCGGUCCUAGUAGCCCUCGAGUUCGGUCUGCACGUGCCGCCGUACGAGGUGUUCCCGCACUACCAGCGGCUGCUGCACGACUCGUGACCUUGGCGGCUGCCGUGCGCGCGCGCUCGCCGCCGCAGGUUGUCCGCCAGAGACAUCGACAAGUACUGCAGGGAGUACUGAGCGUGGAGUGUCUUGUACAACACGUGACCUCAACCUCAUGCUGUAAUACUACAUUGUAAUACAAGUGUGCUACGUGUACGUUGGUCAUUACACACGAGGCGAUAUUGUGCGCGAGAGCUGUAAGCGAGCGGAAAGUUGGUUUUCGCGAACUAGUGCUUUUUACUUUUCCAAUUUUUUUAAAUUUUUACUUGUUCCAAUUCAUGACUACUUAUUGAUGAGUGUUAAUAUUAGUUUCCUUUAAACGUCGUAAUCAACAUACCGUUAAUAAAACCUACUGUUAAUGUAAGAAUACGUAAAAUAUGCAUAUUUCAUAUUUUAUUACUUACCUCUUCAUCAUUAUAAGUAUUUUAACACGUUUAUUUUUUAAUGUUGAAAAACCGUUCUUAAUAAAUUGUCUGAAUGGAACGGAACGCCUGUCAAAGAAGAGGCGUAUUUUCUUACUUCAAGAAUGUUUUAAGUUUCCAAAGGCAACAUUAGAUAUUGUUUUUAUAAAUAUACGAUACACUAAUAAUCGUAAAUUUAAUUUAGGUAAUAAUAGUACAAUGUUUUAAUAUUUACAAUUGUUUCUGUCUUAUAGAACAUGCAUUUGAAAAAAAAACUUAUUGAAGUGGGUUCAAUAAUAAUAACAAAAUCUAUUCUAGUCGAAUAAAAGCUAGAAGAAAAACACCUCUUCAUAAUGUCAAUGAUGUCACAGAAUUAAUAAUAAAAAAGUUCCGAAUUCCAUUCUUGUUGCUUUUCUUAUUUUUUCGCAACUGUAUUAAAAAAACGUCGGUCGAUACACGUGCGGAAAUGUCAUUUUUCACUCGUCCCGCGUCUUGCCACUCGCCUACGGCUCGUGGCCAGAUAUCUCGGUACUCGUGAAGUAAUGACAUACUUUCCGCACUAGCAUCGAAAUGUACUAUUUUGGUAUUACAUUAACAGUAGGUUUUUAUGUUGAUUACGACGUUUAAAGGAAACUAAUAACACUCAUCAAUAAGUAGUCAUGAAUUGGAACAAGUAUAAAUUAAAAAAAAUUGGAAAAGUAAAAAGCACUAGUUUGAGAAAACCAACUUUCCGCACGCUAAACAGCUACGUAAGGUAGCACUUUUUGAGCAACUGUAUUAAAAAGAAACUUUCUUAUUAAUCAAAUUUGAAUUGUUUAAACAGUUAGUAUUGUGUGUUGCAUCUGUCAUACUGCCGGCCGCGCCUCUCCCUGCGCUGCCGGGGGCCACGGCGGGGCGCCGGCGGCCGCUAGUCCGUGUUGUCAUUUCUACUCGACCAAUUUAAGAAGGGUCCGUUUCCACGCAUAUUAUUAGCAAUCAAUUACCUUCUUAAGACAGUCGGAUUAUCAUUCAUUAGCUAACAAGUGCUAUAAUAUAAUGAAAAAGCACGCAUGUUUAAUAUUUAGGAUUAUGAGCCUAAAAGCGGUUCAAUAACUUCUACGUUACGAGCAAGUGUGUUGAAAAAGCAUAUUGUACACUUGUACCUUGUACAAGUACUUACUUGAGAGCAAUGAAGUCGGGUCACUUUGUAUUGAAGUUUUCAUACAUUGUUUCAUGUCGGUAUAAUAAUUAUCUACAUAUGUACUACAUAACAUACACACGCAGCUGUAAACUUUCAGAUCCACUUUAUUAAUGGAAUUCAUUCAUAAAGUGGGUCCAUGUACUUUUGCGGCUCCCUGUACAGCUGAACUACACUUUAAAUCAACAGAAAAGGUUGCUUCUGAAGUGACCCGUUUUCAUAGCUAUUGAAAGAAUAACCACACCAAGGCUAGUAAAUUUCAAACGUUUAAUGUAAUUCGGCUUUAAAUUAGCAAACGAAAUUUAGUUCGACUAGUACGUCGAUGAUAGAUAAGUUUUCUGUGAUUGUAUAAUGCACAAGUUAUCCUCAUGGCGCUCGCUGUUGGGCCCCACGUGCCUCUGUACGAGGCUGUUCCAGCUUGGCUACAGCCCUUGGUUGUCAGCCCAGUUGGGCUAGCAUAGGAGUAGGAGUGGCGCGACAAUAUGGCGCCCACGAGAUAGACUACCCUUCCCUCUUUAAUUAAUGCAGCUAGAAAAAGUACGUAGUCUAUAUCUCUUGAGCGAAAUACUGUCGCGCCCCUCCUUUAUUCUAGGUCUAGGCUUACAGCGGCCGAAAGCAGCUGUCUACUCGGCGGGGAGAAAGCAAGUAGUGAUUGAAUAUUUUCUUGCGCAAGAAUUGUAGACAUGUACUCCCGGCUGCAAAAGUGCAUACCCACUUUAUGAAUGAAUUACAUCUAUAAAGUGGAUAUGCACUUUUGCAGCUGUGUGUUCAUGUAGAUUCUCUCGCAUCUUAUAGCUUAUUGGAUUAUCAGUAUGCAUGUAGCACCAAAAGGUAUGGAUGGAGUUAUAGACGGUUCGACGUCGUAAGUCUAUGAUAGAUAAGUAAUGUGCUGUGAUUUUAGGAAGAGAGUUUCAUUUUAAAGAUAUAUAUUUAUUUACCGAACGACGGCUACAUGCAAAGAAGCAUCUUUAGCUGGUGAGUGGAACCCAUAUCAGUUGACGUAGCCAAGUUGAGAAACGAUUUACAAUUACUGUCACCUUGGCUAAGCCUCGACGGGGGGUAUUCAGAUUUUACAAUCUGUCAAAGUUUUCAUAUUGUUAUGAUACGAUCUUAAUACGACUCUGUUAUUUUGCGCGCACCAAUCAGCGCGAAUUUGUCAUAUCAUCAAAACCUUAACAAAUUUUAAAAUCAGGGUACCGCUCCAGAUAUCUGAGUAAAAUAUCCAAAAUCAUGUUAGUAAUUUAGUUAAAUUAUUUUUCCUGUUACGCAUAGGUUUCCUGUAGACACCGAAACGGAUUUAAGGUUUAAUUUAUUAUGCAUUGUUAUUUAUUUCAAGUAUGUACAUAUUUACGUGAAAUGAUUAUAGUAUGUAGGUAUGUACAUUAUUUUCACAGUAUUUCAAUGAUCGAAUUUAAACUGUUGUGAGAAAUACUAACAUUAAAUAAUCCGAAACAUGUCGUGCGAGUGACUAAAACAAGUGAGUCUAAACCGUGAAAUUAUUUAAUGAUAGUAUUUCAAUGGACCACUUCUGCUACACAAUUAUUUUAUUUAAUCUAGGAAAAAUGCUGUCGACUUCUAUUCUAACCGAGAGCUGCAUAUUUUUUUAUUCUUCAACAAAUGCGCAUAGCUACUACUUGAUUUUAUAAACUUAAGCAUCUUGUAAGCUCUAACGAAACCUUUUUAAAUCUAUGACACAAUUUAAUUAAGUAGGUGCUGCACACAACAGCGAGUAAGACUCGCUCUUGCCGUUUAGCUAGUUAUAAGUACUUAAGUAGUUUUAAGGGUUUUCCUAGUAUUCACCAAAUUUUAUCUAGUUAUAAUUAAAAUCAAAAUACAUUUAUUUCAGAUAACCAGAGAUCUAUACAUGUAAAGAUAAAAUAACAUUUUGAAAACCACAAUAAUAAAUAAUUCAAACAAAAUAAUAUCACAAACAAUUAAAAUUAUUAAAAUUAAAAUGAAUAUAUUAAAUUAAAACAGACACAUUAAAACAAAAUAAAACUUAAAAUUAAAAUCCCAGUCAGGUACAUUAAUUAAACAAUUUUUCAUAAGACACACACCCCUUCAGACUGUCUACUCACUGUUUUUGUAUAUGACAGUAUAGCACAUCCUUUCGGCAAUGACUUUUAGAAUGCUAUUGUGACUACCUAUUAUACUUACUUUACUCUUUGAUUGUGACUAUCCCUCAAUUGCCUCUGCAUCGACGCGUACUUUUUGCGCAUAAUGGCGUGAAAACCAUCAACGCGAGCGCCUACAAACAUACCUGAGGCGCUGUAACGGCGGGGCAGUCUCAUUAGCAUAUUUAAACCUCAUUAUAAUAAUUUUAAACUUAGGGAGUCAUUAGUUAAAAUAAGUAAGGCGGUGUAUCGAGUAAUUCCAAAUACAGUCAAGUGGGAUAACAGGGGACAGGAGGGAGUAACUUUUGACAACGCAAAUAUUCUCCAAUUUAAAUCAGGAUUUAUCAGUCUUAGGGUCAAGUUUUCAACUAGCUAGAUUAGUUUAUUAGUAAAAAAAUAGUCUAAACUUAUUUCUCUGGCCCCAGUUAUCCCACUUGACGGUACAAAGUGAUAUAAUUAUGAAUUAUUUUCAUAUUCGGUUUUCGUAUUCGCUUCAGAAUGUCGGGUAAAUUCUGAACCGAAUACGAAAACCGAUACGAAUUAGGCCUUUUGUGUAACUUGAAAAUAGGUACAGUCGCCAUCAGGGGCCCGUUUCUCAAAGCUUGUAACUUGUAAUACAAGCGGAUGUCACUUUUUGACAGUUUUUGUUAGAAAGGGACUUCCACGUGUAUUACAAGCUACAAGCUUUUGAUAAACGGGCCCCAGGUGUAUCAUUAUUGUAAUUUGUACCUCCCUAUUAGUGUCAUUUGUGACGGCAUUAAGAGUGCACGUUGUAAUAUUUUUGAACUGUGUUAUACAAAUAACUACGCUUAUAUUUGAUGACGUCUGUAACUAGGACCUACUGAAUACACCCAUUUUAUAGUAUAGGUACUUGCCACGGUAUUAAAGUAAUGUAUCAAUCUUUGCCAAGUAGUCAAUUAUAAAGUGGGUCUACCGCGAACAUCGAAAAUCUAGAUAUCUGCCCCUCUAUCCUCUCUAUUUUGUAGUCUUUUUUUUGCUUUAAAUUAUUUCUUUGAUUAUGUCACUUUAUGCUUUACUACUUUUACACCAGAAUAAUUUUUUUAUGACAUAAUGACAUAGAACUAGGCAUUCCUAUUUAAAGUUGUACCCCCAACUCGCAUUUUUGAUUUUGAAUUUUUUAUACUUUUUCUAUCAGAAUCACGAGCUCUUUCGAUCCUAAUACGAGAAAAAAAGUGUCCUCAAAAUUUCGUACAAUUUUUUUUGUACAUUUUGUCACGGUCAUAGAAGGUUGUAUAGAAAACCGUAACCAAAGUGACCAAAAAUUUAGGGGACACUUUUUCUCAGUAAAAAUGAAAAAAGCUCGUGAUUCUCAGUAGAAAUAAUAUAAAAAUUCCCAAUUUAAACACAAAAUUUUUUGGUAAAACCUUAAAUAGGAAUGCCCAACUCUUAAUGAUACCCUACUGAAAAAUAUAUACAAUAAUAGCUAUUUAUGCAACAAGUGCGGAAUGUGUAUGAUUUCCGACGAGUGGAAUUUUAUUCACGAGCGAGCAAAGCGAGCCAGUGUAUAAAGGAAUACGAGUCGGAAAUCAUCUUUACGCACGUGUAUCAUACAAUGUUUUACUAUGCAUUGUGCGAGUAAAUAAAAAACAUAUCAUGGCAAAUAAGUUUAAUUAUUAAAAAAAUUAAAACAAAGAGCACUAGUGCGGAAAAGUGCUUUUUUCCGCACUAGUGCAAGAAAGUAGCGCCAUAUGUACUGUAAAAAAAAAUUGAAAACAAAAAGCACUAGUGCGGAAAAGUAGUACUUUCCGCAUGAUAUGGCUCCGUAGGAAACGCACUUUUCGAGCACAUGCAUUGUAAAUAUGUUUACAGUACAUAUGGUGCUACUUUCUCGCACUAGUGCGUCAAAUAGCACUUUUCGUGCAUAUGUCGAAAGUUUAAAGGUCCAUAUGUACUGUAAAACGUUGUACGAUACACGUGCGAAUAGGUAUUUAUUAAUUUCCUUUUUUCCGCACUUAUCGUUAAUAACUAUUACAUUACAUAUGGUGCUACUUUCCCGCACUAGUGCGGGAAUAAGCACUAUGUCGAAUAUUUAAAAGGCCAUAUAUGUAGGUACUGUAAAACUUUGUACGAUACACGUGCGAAUAGGUAAUUCGCAAUUCGUGUCGAUUUAAAACACUCCCUUCGGUCGUGUUUUAAUUUAUAACCACUUGUUUCGAAUUACCUACUUACGCACUUGUAUCGUAUAUAACUAUUAUGUAUUUUCGUUUUGAGAGAACAAGGCCUAAAAUUAGCUCAAAAUUUAUAUAUGUACAAAAUUGAUAUACCUGUAAGGUUCCAAGGUUCAUUUAUAGCGAUUAGCGAUGGUCGCCGUGCCGCCAAGGCUAGAACUGGUUUAAGUAGCUUGGAAUUGGUAUUUUAACAUAGGUACUAUAUAUUGAACUAGCUUACAAUUUUAAUAUGUAAUGUGUAAUGUUUAUGGAACUGUGAUAAAUAGUGAAAUUAUUAGAGAUACACUAACAAAAAAAUAUAUUAUUAAGUUUGUGCAAAAUUUAAUUAAGCUACCAGAAAAAGCAUUUUUAAAGCAUGUAUGUAAUAAUAUAAUUUUAAUUCUGAU
Molecule: messenger RNA, 8164 nt
Organism: Cydia strobilella
Lineage: Eukaryota; Metazoa; Arthropoda; Insecta; Lepidoptera; Tortricidae
Product: CDK5 and ABL1 enzyme substrate 2
Exons: 9
Coding region: 305-1894 (529 amino acids)
Biological process (GO): regulation of cell cycle
Source: RefSeq, a predicted model, not a curated record